GGCCUCAUCGCCCAGCUGGUGGCCGGCGACCCCGAGGCCUACUGCGAGGCCGUGCUGGGGAAAACCAACAGGGAGUACUGCGACUGGAUCAGGAGGGAGGACACCUGGGGAGGGGCCAUCGAGGUGUCCAUCCUAUCCAAGUUUUACCAGUGUGAGAUCUGCGUGGUGGACACGCAGACGGUGAGGAUCGACCGCUUCGGGGAGGACGCGGGGUACGCCCGGCGCGUGCUGCUCAUCUACGAUGGGAUCCACUACGACCCCCUGGAGCGCAGGGGCCCCGCCUCGGACGCUCCCCCCCAGACCAUUUUCUCCACGGCGGAUGACGUGGUCUUGGCGGACGAGGCCAGGAGGAAGAGGCAGUUCACCGACGUGAAUCGCUUCGCCCUGCGGUGCAUGGUGUGCCAGAAGGGACUCACGGGACAGGCCGAGGCCAGGGAGCACGCCAAGGAGACUGGACACACCAACUUUGGGGAGGUGUGA
Merops nubicus (carmine bee-eater) is the source of this 480-nucleotide messenger RNA. It is a transcript of the gene YOD1, whose product is annotated as YOD1 deubiquitinase. Gene Ontology annotation, biological process: protein deubiquitination; endoplasmic reticulum unfolded protein response. Gene Ontology annotation, molecular function: cysteine-type deubiquitinase activity. The record is from RefSeq and is a predicted model, not a curated record. NCBI's taxonomy places the organism in Eukaryota, Metazoa, Chordata, Aves, Coraciiformes, Meropidae. Gene Ontology annotation, cellular component: nucleus; cytosol.